This is a messenger RNA of Peromyscus maniculatus bairdii (prairie deer mouse), 2162 nucleotides long. RefSeq names its product motor neuron and pancreas homeobox 1 (gene Mnx1). Lineage: Eukaryota; Metazoa; Chordata; Mammalia; Rodentia; Cricetidae. The record is from RefSeq and is a predicted model, not a curated record. Gene Ontology annotation, molecular function: sequence-specific double-stranded DNA binding; DNA-binding transcription factor activity, RNA polymerase II-specific. Gene Ontology annotation, biological process: regulation of DNA-templated transcription; central nervous system development; neuron projection morphogenesis. Gene Ontology annotation, cellular component: nucleus.
GGUCCCCACCAAGGCGCCAGCGGCCUCGGCGCGGUCGCUUGAGCGCUUGAGAGCAGAGAGCCGGCCUCCCCAAUCCAAACUCGCAGGAGCGCUCGCGUGGGAGUUUGUACCAGCGAGUGGAGCGCAGUCGCCCGGAGGACCACAAGGAGGAGGCGUCUGGAUCAUGGUCGCUCUCGGCUGAGUUUACGGCUGCGACUUUGAUUAUUGGCAAAUAAUCGCAGUAACAAUACCGAGCCCUCGGGCUGGCCACCGCCACAUUCAGUCUCUGCAAGCCCGCACACGACCGCGCCGCCCACCCCUGGACACUGAUCGUCAGCCCCAAACGAGCCGAUGGAAAAAUCCAAAAAUUUCCGCAUCGACGCCCUGCUGGCGGUGGAUCCCCCGCGAGCCGCUUCCACUCAAAGCGCGCCGCUGGCCUUGGUCACUUCGCUCGCGGCCACAGCAUCUGGCCCCGGUCGAGGCGGCAGCGGUGGCGGGGGGACCAGUAGCGGGGCAAGCCGCAGCUGCAGCCCAGUGUCCUCGGAGGCCACUGCAGCGCCGGGAGACCGCCUGCGAGCUGAGAGCCCGUCACCCCCGCGCUUGCUGGCUGCGCACUGCGCUCUGCUGCCCAAGCCGGGAUUCCUGGGCGCCGGAGGAGGCGGCGGCGCGGCGGGUGGGCCGGGCACUCCCCACCACCACGCGCACCCGGGUGCCGCCGCCGCCGCUGCUGCCGCCGCCGCUGCUGCCGCUGCCGGCGGCCUGGCACUGGGGCUGCACCCGGGGGGCGCGCAGGGCGGAGCUGGCCUCCCAGCACAAGCGGCUCUUUACGGUCACCCGGUCUACGGUUACUCGGCGGCGGCGGCAGCGGCUGCGCUGGCGGGCCAGCACCCUGCGCUUUCCUACUCCUACCCUCAGGUGCAGGGCGCGCACCCCGCUCACCCUGCCGACCCCAUCAAGCUGGGUGCCGGCACCUUCCAGCUGGACCAGUGGCUGCGCGCGUCCACCGCGGGCAUGAUCCUGCCCAAGAUGCCGGACUUCAGCUCCCAGGCGCAGUCGAACCUCUUGGGGAAGUGCCGAAGGCCCCGGACCGCCUUCACCAGCCAGCAGCUGUUGGAGCUGGAACACCAGUUCAAGCUCAACAAGUACCUGUCGAGGCCCAAGCGUUUUGAAGUGGCCACCUCGCUCAUGCUCACAGAGACCCAGGUGAAGAUUUGGUUCCAGAACCGCCGAAUGAAAUGGAAACGCAGCAAAAAGGCCAAAGAACAGGCUGCGCAGGAGGCCGAGAAGCAAAAGGGUGGCGGCGGGGGCGCCGGCAAAGGUUGCGCUGAGGAGAAGGCCGAGGAAGAGCUGCUGGGGCCGCCGGUGUCCGGGGACAAGGCCAGCGGCCGUCGCCUGCGGGACUUGCGAGACAGUGACCUGGAUGAGGACGAGGAUGAGGAUGAGGACGACCACUUCCCCUACAGCAAUGGCGCGGGUGCCCACGCUGCCUCGUCUGACUGCUCAUCCGAGGACGACUCGCCUCCCCCAAGGCCGGGCGGCCCGGGGCACCAACCUCCGCCCCAGUAGUUGCCUCAAGCUCGGCAGCAGGGACGCGCACGAUGGCCACCCGGUUGUGGGUUUCCAACCCCAUCCUGUGGCCUGCAGCCAGUCUGGCAGCCUGUCCCCGGACCAUGCAUCCAGGUGCGGGCUGGGGUGGGGGGUCCUAUUUGGGCCCUCGAAGAAGAGAGAGAGAGAGAGAGAGAGAGAGAGAGAGAGAGAGAGAGAGAGAGAGAGAGAGAAGCUCCAAGGUGAACUUUCGUUCUUUUAAAUUUAAUUUCGGGUUGUGUUGGCCGGAGGUGUUUGUGAGAAGAACUGACCCCUUCUAGGAGUGGCUUCUGCUUGCCUCUUCCCUCAUCGGAGAAGGGAAAACUACAGUGUUAAGUGACCUAGAAACUUGAAACCUCCUUUGGAGACACCAUUCUGCUGAGAACUGAAAACAGAAAAAAAGGUUUUAUGCCUAUGUAUGGGGGGUGGAUGUUAUGAGCAUUCAGACUGCUGAAAAAUCUCAGAAUGGUAGUGUAUUUUUGUAUAUUGUAUUUAUAUAUAAAGAAAGAAACGUCUACUUAUGCAUGCUAAAUUAUUAUUUAGCUUCCCCGUUCCCCAGGGUGGAGAUGGAAUGUAAAAUAAAUUGGUUUUGUACUGGA